GUAAAUAUGCGUUUUACAGAGCCGAUGCAAAAAGGCUAUUCCCCCGAAGAAUCGACUUCGGGCUGUGAGGGUGGGUGGCGGAUGUGAAAGUUCUGUUUGCAUUUGAAAGGCAAUGGUAGAAGGGAGAGUACUAGUCUUUUUGGUCCUUCUGGGAUGCAUAAAUGCAACAAAGCGACCGAAUGUGUUGGUGUUGAUGGUCGAUGAUUUAGGGUAUGGCGAUGUGGGUUGCUAUGACAAUGUUACAAUCAAGACUCCAAAUAUCGACAGUCUGGCGAGGGAUGGUGCCCGCUUCACGCAGGCCCUGGCUGCUGCCUCCACAUGCACACCGUCGCGGGCAGCUUUCCUCACUGCCCGCUACCCAGUGCGCCAAGGCAUGUCUGGUGGUAGUCUUGGCAGAGAGGUGAUCCUCUUUACUGCACAGAAAGGUGGCCUGCCACAGACUGAGGUUACACUGGGAAAGGUUCUGCUGGAGCAGGGCUACAACACAUCCUAUGUGGGCAAGUGGCACCUGGGUGUGAGCUGCGAGCGGUACGGGGACAACUGUCACACUCCGAUGGCGCAUGGCUUCCAGUAUUGGUAUGGCAUGCCCAUGACCAAUGUCAAAGACUUUGGUGACGACGGCGAGUCUGUGGUAUCGGCUCAGAUGCCUAACUUCUUCCGCUACCUGUACGCCGUGCUGUCCGGAUCGUGUCUGGCAGCGCUGGUGCUUCGCUCCCGAUCCCGGUUCCUGUUCUUCUUGAUGAUGCUGGUGGCGUUGGUUGCCACAUUGAUACUGCUCUUUAUUAGCUGCAACAAGAUCUUCAACUCGAUGAUCAUGAAAAAUGGGGAGGUUGUGGAGCAGCCCAUUCGUCUCGUGGGCCUGGCUCAACGCUUUGUGGCUGAGACGAAGGAAAAGUUGGCGGAAUUCAAAAAGCAGAAACAACCCUUCUUCCACAUACAUGCAUUCAGUAAGGUUCACACGUUCCUGGCCACUGUGCCAGAGUUCCGCGGCAAAUCGCGCCACGGUCUGUACGGGGACAGCGUGCUGGAGCUGGACUGGGCGGUCGGUGAGAUUCUGUCGGAACUGCGCCGACUCGGACUGGCAGACGACACGAUCGUGUACCUGACUUCGGAUAACGGAGGGCACCUCGAGGAACGCGGAGCUGCCGGGGAUGUCCAGGGCGGCUACAACGGACCCUUGCGCGGUGGUAAACUGAUGGGCGCCAUGGAAGGGGGUAUCCGCGUACCGACUCUGCUGCGCUACCCCCCGCUGGUCCGGCCCGGUACCACCAUCGACGCGCCCGUGUCACUGAUGGACCUGUUCCCGACCGUACUCAAUGUGGCGGGGAUUGAUAUGAAGUCGACCUCGGUGGGAGAUCGGACGCUGGACGGCCGCGAUCUGACGCCGCUGCUGACCGGCCGGGCGGACCGCUCGCCGCACGAGUUUCUCUUCCACUACUGUACCGAUGUGAUCCACGCCGUCCGCUGGAUGGAAAACGCCAGCACCACCUGGAAGGUACAGUUCUACCUGCCGAACUGGCUGCCGGGCACCGAGCGCUGCCACUUCGCCUGUCUGUGCUCUGAAGCGCGUCGUCUCGAGACGCCACUCAUCUACAACAUCCAGCAGGACAUAUCGGAGCGCCGUCCUCUGCCGGUGGGCUCUGAGCAGUACCGGCGGGUGCUGGAGCGGUGCCAGCGCGCGCGAGACGAGCACCUCGCCGGCGUGGAGCCCGCACCCGAUCAGCUGACCUGGUCACAGUUUAUCUGGAGGCCGAGUCUGCAGCCAUGCUGCUCGCUGCCCUACUGUACCUGUGAGGAUCCCAAGUACCCACAGCCGUACUAGCUGGUGUGGUUCGGUUUUUGAGUACACCGCGAUACUCAGCCUAGAUUACGGCGACCUGUGAGAGGUCGAUGUAUCGGAGGGUUUAGUUGUUGUAGCCGCGUAAUGUUAAAGGAUUGGUCACAAUUCACAUAGUCGGUAUUUCAGGGAACAGAACAUCGAAGUCGCAAAUUUCGUGUAGCAUUUCUUUGUCUCUGGUAGACAGCUUACACUGUUCCAUGCCAACCUAUGACACAGGGAAUGAGAUCGGGGCCAAGUUAUACCUAACGUGCUUCCUAGUAUGUAUUGUGAAGAGGAGGCUAAUUGCUUUAUUCAGGUUGAUGUGUAGUAGUGGUAGAAAAUUUAUAUAAUCAUUACGUAAAUGAUGAUAUAUUUUUGUGAUGUGAUGUUUAUGUAUGUCUGAUUUUUUUUUCUACUGAUGACUAUGUGAUCAUUUGAUAACUAUUUCAAAUUUCUGAUGUGCUGUUGUAUGCAUGGCUGUCGCCUGUUACUGCACUGUUCGUGAGUGCUCUCUGUACGAGCCACGAUGAGUCAUUUUCUAAUGCAUAGAAGAAUAUAUAAAUAAUGAUUGCACUUAUAUCGAAUAAACGUCUGUAUGUGCCUUU
Amphibalanus amphitrite is the source of this 2424-nucleotide messenger RNA. RefSeq names its product steryl-sulfatase-like. The coding region runs from base 113 to 1822 and encodes 569 amino acids. Lineage: Eukaryota; Metazoa; Arthropoda; Thecostraca; Balanomorpha; Balanidae. The record is from RefSeq and is a predicted model, not a curated record. The transcript has 9 exons. Gene Ontology annotation, molecular function: arylsulfatase activity.